AUGAUUCUGCUGCAUGGAUGUUGGAGGAUCAGAAGGGUUGUUUUGCCUCCUUUACUGCAGUGCUGUAGUCAUUAGGAUUGCUGUACAGAGGGGUGGAUUUGCUGCAGUAACAGGAGGGGUACGAGGGAUGGACAGAGAAGUGAGGAGAAGAAACCUCUGGAGCUGCAGAUUUAUCAACCAGGUUUUGAUUCUUGCAGAUAGCGCUCGGUGCCCGCGCUGGCAUCGGAUGGCUCUAUGGCUUGGAUGGGCCGGGAACGUCAUCCUGCUGGCAGCUGUGAUCGCGCUUGGUGUUUGGGGUCAGACUGGAAGACAGAGAACAACAAAUGGAACUGAAUGUAAUUCCAGCCUGAAGGAUUCCCAGUCUUGCUCGAAUCAAAGUUUGUAUCCAAAGCCAGACAGCAACUCAACAGAGGGCUGUGGGUGUAAACUGUGCCCCGCUGACUGGCUGCCGCACAGGAACAAGUGCUACUGGGUCUCUAAAGAAAGUAAAACGUGGAGUGAGAGUUGUGAGGACUGCUCAGGGAAGAGCUCUCAAAUGCUCGUGAUCCAGGACAAGGAGGAGAUGGAGUAUGUACUGAGUAUUCCACAACUGAACCAGGUCUGGCUUGGACUCAGUGUUACAUCCCCAGAGAGGAAAUGGACCUGGGUGGACGGCUCCACGUUCGAUGAAACACUGUUCCAGCUGACAGGCGCUGCUGACAGGGAGAGCUGUGGGAUGAUCAAAGGGAACCGCACUAUUUCAGAAACCUGCACAGCUGUAGCUAAAUGGAUUUGUGAGAAAGUUGCCCUGAAAUAAGCAGUCACACCAAUGAGCUGCACUUGCGUAACUGAAAUAGCAAGUGUCCCUGUUUAUUUUCUAAAAGAAAAACACAUUUGCUAAUUAAAGAAUUAUAAAGCCUCCAACAAAUCCCUUUUCCAAGGAAGAUCCAUUCACUUGUUCCUCGGGAGCUGGGUCUGAUUUCAUGAGGAGCUGGCUGCCCCCUGGGCAUCGCGUGUGAGCAGACACUCUUGGCUCUCAGGAAUAGUUUGAAAAUUAAAAAAGUCGUAAAGCAGCAAUGUCACUUUUGAAGACCUACGUGCCAUUUGGCCACAUCUCAAAGGCAGAGUUUUGAACAUUCUUCCACCCAGCCCCACUUUCAGCCAUAGCCUCUAAUUCUGUGGGAGAGUUAGGUGAAGAAGCACCAGUUUGUAUUCCCACAUCUGGUAGCUGUUUACCAUUUAUGCACCCAAAUCUGAGCGCACAAUAGUUCUUGUCACAGAUCCACAGGGUCUGCUCUAUGCCCAGCCUGUAACCAGUCCCUUGGGCGUGUCCCCUUUAGUGGGCUGGGCCUGGCCCAUGGCCUCCAAGACUCCAAAACUGGGCCUUUGGCACCAACGAUCCCUAUCUCUCUGGCUCCCUGCAGCGAAUCCAGACUCCUACAGGAGGCUUGUGUACACUGGACCCCUGCAGCACACACGGCUCCCAGUGAGUAUUUGCAGCAACACCAGGCAGCCUUUUCAAAACAAGGUAACACUUUAUUAGUCACCUGCAUAUAGAAUCUGAAAGUCCCUAGGGCAGCAAUGAGAGGCAAAGGUUAAGGCCUGGUCCCCAGUGGCCAAGCCAGUGCAAUCAGCCAGCCGAGCUGAUAUGGGGUCCAUUUUUUCUCCAUGUUCUUAUGAGUCCCAAGUGCAAAAUUCUGUCUCUUCAGAGUCCAGCCCUUCUCCGAGUCAUCACCCUUUGCUCUCUAGCUGGGGCCUGUUUGCCGCUUCCCUUCCGAGAGGUGGCAGGGGAAAUCUCCUUUGUUUGAACAUCAUGGUCACUGGGGUUCCCAAUUGCCUUUCCAAAUUCUCCGUUGAUCUGGGUUGGUUUCUGCCAGUCCUUUAAUGAUCCCUUCAUACCUCCCCAGACAGCUGUGUGACGCAAACACCUCCUGUCUCUUAAUCUUCCUCCAAGAGCAGGUUUAACCCUUUUGCACCCCCUGGGUAGCAAUGCAUAGAGAAACUGAGGCACACAUGAAAAAUAUUACAGAAAAUGCCCACUUUGUCUGGGAUUUCCCUCCCCCCCCGCCCCAAAUAUCCUUGAAUGUACAUUUAUGAGCAUGCUAUGAGACCUCCCCUUGGACAAUCUGAUCCUAAAAUCUUUGCAGACACUGCUCUGGGAAUCCACAGGAUUCAGCGCCUGCACUUGCUAGUCACUAAGAGUUGCCCUGUGUCCAUAAACUGCUCAGCCAGC
Molecule: messenger RNA, 2212 nt
Organism: Trachemys scripta elegans
Lineage: Eukaryota; Metazoa; Chordata; Testudines; Emydidae
Product: killer cell lectin-like receptor subfamily B member 1B allele C
Exons: 6
Coding region: 14-796 (260 amino acids)
Source: RefSeq, a predicted model, not a curated record